Molecule: messenger RNA, 8644 nt
Organism: Taeniopygia guttata (zebra finch)
Lineage: Eukaryota; Metazoa; Chordata; Aves; Passeriformes; Estrildidae
Source: RefSeq, a predicted model, not a curated record
AUGACAAGGAUGAUAUCUCAAGCUUUUGAAGAAGGCAGCAAAAAGAGUGGUGUCCUGGUAAGCAAGACCAGUGGGAUGCAUGGCACUAAGCUGAGAAUGUGGCUGGGGCUCGCAGUUCUGAUUUCUCUUGCUGUGAGUUUGGCUGUGGAGGAAACAGCUGAUGGAGGAAUACCUUGUUCAAAGUACCAGCAAGCUUUCAACUAUUCAUGCUAUGAGUUUGUUAGACUCCAGCAAACCUUCACAGGUGCCCAGAGCUGGUGUGAGAGAGGAGGAGGGCAUCUUGUCUUUAUUCACAAUGAGGAAACUCAAGAGUUCUUGCAAAAACAUAUUGCUGAGGAUCAGGAAUGGUGGAUAGGACUGAUCUCAAACUCCUUGCUGAAUGAAACUACUGAUGGGUCAAUAACUUGGCUGGACACUUCAAAUAUAAUCUACAGUAACUGGUACAAGGAUCAGCCAUCUCCCUUCUCAUCCACAUGUGGGUACAUCCUGAAGAAUGCCCAGUAUCAGUGGGGUGUGACUGAAAAUUGCAGCCAGGAAUUUGACUUCAUUUGUGAGUUUGAAUCUGGCCAGAGCAUCGCUUGUGAUAAUUACAAUGCCACUGUACAGUGUGGAUCAGGAGAGGUGAUUCAAAUUGAAGAGAGCUUCUAUGGGCGGAAGACCCCUCACUACUGUGUGUCAGAAACUCCUCUGCAGUUUGAAAGAGAUGAAGGCUGCAGCUGGAUCAGUGUCAAGGAUGAAGUAGCAGGCCAGUGUCGCGGGCUGCAGGCCUGCCAGGUGGCAGCAGAUGGCACUUUCUUUGGAGAUCCUUGUCCAGCUUUGGGAAGCUAUUUGUCUAUUCAAUACCACUGCAAGGAAGGUCUGCAACUGGUUAUGACAGACACAUGUUUUGUCUUUGAAAACAUCACAGUCACUUUGACCUGGCUGCUCUCACCAUACUCUGGGAACCUUUCCUGUACCAUUAGCACCGGAGAUGGUCACACCAUUGAUCCUUACUACCCUCUUACACUGGUCAGCAACCUCACAUACAGGUACUCCUCUCCUGGGGAGUUUACUGUUUUUGUGGAGUGCACCACCAGCGAGUGGCACGUGCUGGCACAGAGGCAGGUGACAGUUCAAGACCAGGUGGAUCAGCUCAGCAUUACUGGGUGCUACAGCCAGUAUGAAACAGGGAAUAGCUCCCGCUGCCGUACGCUCUAUGGGGAGGUGUUGUGGAUCCAAGUUCAGCUCAGUGGAGGCAAUGAAGUAACCUACAGUAUGUUAGCAGGUAACAUGACACUGAGUGAAUCCAGUGCAAAGGAAGGUCUUGUCUCCCAUAACCUGACACUCAGCAGUGCCUCUCAAGAGCUGAUAGGCCCAGGGAUGCAUCAGCUGGAAAUCCGAGCAUCCAGGACCACGAUGGCAUCAGAGAUCUCUGGGACUAUUGCUGUUCAUUUAAUUGAGCCAGUAUCUGGAAUUCAGGCUGCAGUAGCUUCCCACACUCUGCAGCUGGGGGAGGAUUUGGAGGUGAAUGUCUCUGUGUCCCAUGGUGCCCCAGAGAAGCUGAUGUUUGAGGUGAUUGGAUCCAACCAAACCCAGUGGCACAAAGCAGACGGCCCUCGUGGGGAGCCGCGGACGUACGGCGUUCCCCUGCCCCGGGAAGUGUUAACAGAAAAGAAGGAAGUUUUCUUUACAAAUUGGAUAUUAUACCUCAAACCUGUUGGACUGGGCCCACUGCUACUCUUAACUGGUCCUUUGCCUUUUCUAGGUACUUUUCUAGUGAAAGUGGUGGCCAUGAAUGACUUUUCAAACAUGAGUCUGGAUCUUGGAUUCAUCACUGUCUUGGCAAACAGCUCCCAUAUAAAAGAUUCUGAUAAGGAAGAAGGCAGCUACAAAACAAAUACCCGAAAGAAAAAUGAUCACAAAAUAUAUAUUAAACCGAGUCGCCAUGUGGAUCCUUUCACAACUGUUACACUUGGCUGGCCAGACAACAACAAUAAUUCCAGUUUCCUCUGGACCUGUGGAGCUUGCUGGCCUGCCUGGAAUGAAUGUGUGAAACAACAGAUAAUCCUAAUCAACCAAAGUGAGGUGCAAAUCCCACCUUCCUGCCUUCCUCCUCCAAAAUCAGCAGUGACUGUCAGGAUUACCAUCCAAAACCAUGGCAGCGAAGAGAGGCGGGACGAGCAAUGUCUCUAUGUGACUGCAAAACAAGAACUGCAACUGGAAAUCAGGUGUGAGGCAAACUGCAAGCCAGUGAAUGUUAGUGAUGAAGUUGUUUUGAGUGUCUCUGAACAGGAGGACUCCCAAGCCAUAUAUUAUAACUGGUAUUUAGAUAACACAUUCCAAAACAAGGUGAGAGCACCAGAUUGGUCAGAAAUACUACCAAAACAAGGGGGUGCCUGGAUUGGGAGGGGUUAUAAUGGAGGGCAUCAAACUGCUACCCUGUUCCUGAUAAAUCACAACAGAAAGAACAGCAAAGAGCCUCUACUGCCAUGUGUUCUUUUCUGUCUGAUUUUCCAGUCUGCAGCCCUCCCUCUAGCCUGUGGCCUGACUGGUUUCCAGCAGAACUCUUUGAAUUUGCUUCAAAGCAACUCAUCCGUGUUGAGAAUGAGCAGCUCCUUCUUGCAGACACAGGGAGACGCUUUUCAGAUUAAAGUAACAGGCACGACUCAGCGGCGGUACGGGGAGCGCGGGUUCCUGGUGAGCACUGUGCCCCCGCCCGAAGCCCCCGACUGCGCCGUCAGUCCCGGGCGCGGCUCCGCGCUCACCGCCUUCAGACUCUCCUGCAGCGCUCCCGGAGGGUCGGGCCGGGCCAGUCCCGGCGGGCAGCUCACAUAUUGCUUCUAUGUGGCACCAGAGCAGGAGGUGUCUCUGUGGUGUCUGCUCCCUGACCCCUUCUUUCCCGUUCCAGAUUCUCUCCUGGAUUGUAGCCCGGAUCCUGAACUCUUCCCAGUUUAUCUUCCACUUGGAGAAGAGGAAAAUAAUUUCAUUUUACAUGUGACAGUUAUUGUUAGCAACAACGUCGGUGAUACAGUUCAAACAAACACUUCAGUGAAGGUUGGACCUGCAGAUAUGAUGGAUGGGAACCUGACCCUGCAGGCUGUGGUAUCUGAGAAGGCAAACUCCAUCCUAAAAGAUGGGAACAACAGCAUGAGUCUCUUCCAGCUCUACAAGUCAGUGACAUCUGUCCUGAAUCAGCAGAUCCAAGAGGAAAGCUUUAACAUGUCUUUACCGACAAACACACGAAAAGAGGUCAGCAAAACACUUGCUUUCUUGCACAUUACUUUCACAGUCCUAAUUAGCAUCUUGUUCCUUUGCCUAAUUAUCCCUUUUCAUCCCCAGCUCCGAGGGCUGAUGCUGACAACUCUCUCUGUUGUUAACGUAACAUCAAUGCAGACUGCUCUGAAGAUGUCAGAGGUACUGAAAGAAAUCACUUACAGGAGUGAAGAGCUGUCUGUCUCAGCACAGGUAAGAAGCAAGUCAUAUCUCCUCACACUAAUAGUUGAGACUCUAAUUAUCCCACUGACCUUGGAAGAGUUUCAGUGCCUUAUAAUUAUCUGUUCUUACCCAUUUUUUCAACUGUACCAGUAUGUGUAUUUUGACCAGCAGUAUUUUGACUCUGUGGAAGCCAGCAGCACUCUGAAACAUGUCAGUGCCUCUUUGCUUGCUGUAAACACAGAGCACAGCAGAGAUGGUCAGGAGUUAAAGGAAGCAGCCAGCUAUCUGUUUAAUGCAGUGAGCAGUGUUCUUAAAGCUUCUGUAGAAAUCAGAGCUGGGAACACUUCAGUGCCAGAGACAAAACAGAGUUCAGUGUCACACCAGCUCCUGAGUACAGUUGAAAAUCUCCAGAGUGCACUUCUGUUUGGGAAGGCACCAGGUGAUGAGCCAACAGUCCUCACCUCUCCCUCUGCAACAAUGUACAUGCACAGAUUACAAACAGAAAACAUGGAUAGCACAUCCAUAAACAUCUCCAAUUCCAGCUCUGCCAGCUUUACUCUCCCACCUGCUUCCUCUCUCAAUGUUUCAGGAGUUGAUGGUGAAACAAUGGAUAUAAGGAUGGUGAGCUUUGCCAUGAAUCCCUUUUUCUCCAGUGACAGCAGUUUUGACAUCAGUGGAACAGUGGGAGGUCUGAGUCUAACUGGUGUGGAUGGUUUGAUCAUACCAGUCAGCAACCUCAAAGAGAACAUUGAGGUAAAUCCACUAUUUCCUAACUCUCGCCCUCUUUUCCCAAUCAUGUUACCAAGGCUUUCAGCAAUUCAGGAAGAUAAGAUUCUGUUGAAUCUGGGCAAUUAUAGUACUUUUCAAGUCAAUGAUACCUCAGAAAACACAUCUAUAGUGAUCCACCUGGAAUCUGAACACGACAUUCCACUAAUACUUUACUUGGGGUAUGGUUAUCACCCAAAUGAAACCAACUAUGACAUGAAAAAUCGUCUGUUCUAUAAGAAAACUUCUGGAGAUGAAAAUAUUUAUGUUCAAGGUGAGAUGAACAGCUGGGUUCUCAGCCCAGAAGAACUCAUUUUUGGAGAGGGAACCUACUAUUUAAUGGUGUUACAAGAUAUGGGAAUGGAUUCAACAGUCUAUGAGGGGCUAACCAUAAAUGCCACUUGCUUUGCAUCCCGCUGUGUAUUUUGGGAUGAGCAGCAGGGAGGCUGGAACAGCUAUGGAUGUCAUGUAGGACCAAAAACAAAUCCUAGCAGCACACAGUGCCUCUGCAACCAUCUGACCUUCUUUGGGAGCUCGUUCUUUGUCAUACCCAAUGCCAUAGAUGUCAGCAAAACAGCACAGCUGUUUGGUACAUUCGUGGAAAAUCCUGUGGUGGUGACAACUGUAGGAUGUAUUUUUCUGAUAUAUGUGCUUGUAGUUAUUUGGGCUCGAAGGAAAGACAUCCAGGAUGAUGCUAAAGUGAAAAUCACAGUCCUGGAAGACAAUGACCCCUUUGCUCAGUACCGUUACCUUGUGACCGUUUUCACAGGACACCGCCGUGGCGCAGCCACAACCUCCAAGGUGACUCUCACCGUCUAUGGGCUGGAUGGAGAGAGUGAGCCUCACCAUCUAAAUGAUCCUGAUACACCAGUCUUUGAACGUGGAGGAGUGGAUGUUUUCCUCCUCUGUACCUUCUUCCCUCUUGGGGAGCUGCAGAGUAUUAGAUUGUGGCAUGAUAAUUCAGGGGACAGUCCAUCCUGGUAUGUGAAUCGAGUAUUAGUCCAUGACCUGGCAUGGGAUCAGAAAUGGUACUUCCUCUGUAACUCUUGGCUAGCCAUUGAUAUUGGAGAAUGUGUCCUAGAUAAAGUGUUCCCAGUAGCAACAGAAAAGGACAUGAAGCAGUUCAGCAAUCUGUUUUUCAUGGAGACCUCCAAGGGUUUCCAGGAUGGGCACAUCUGGUACUCGGUUUUCAGCCGCUCCCCACGAAGUUCCUUCACGCGAGCCCAGCGCGUGUCCUGCUGCUUCUCACUGCUCCUCUGCACCAUGCUGACCAGCAUCAUGUUCUGGGGUGUGCCAAAGGAUCCUGCUGAGCAGAAAAUGGAUUUGGGUAAGAUCGAGUUCACAUGGCAGGAAGUGAUGAUUGGCUUUGAGAGCUCCCUCCUCAUGUUCCCCAUCAACCUGCUCAUUGUGCAGAUCUUCAGGAACGUUCGACCCCGGCCAGCCCAGCAGGGCAGAGAGAAGAAGCCGGGAAAGAAUGGCCGAGUGUCUCCAAGCCUGCUUCCGACCCCAGGGGCCACCCAAGCUGCCUCUCUCACUCCAGAGGCUGUGACAAAGGGUAUAAGAAGAAUUGCCAACUCACUCUUUAAAGCCCUGAAGACUCCAUCUCUCACCUCAGCACUGGACCUUGAAAAAUCAGCUAAUAUCAACACACUCCUGUCAUUGGUGGAGGAUGUCAUCUGUCAGCAGAACAGAGCUGGGCAAGGGUUUUAUGAUGAGAUCAAGAAGGAUGGCCCCACAAUUGUCACAUUGGGUGCUAUGGAUAUCCAAGAAAAAACAAGAAACUUAACUCCAGAGAAGAGAAUUUGUGACCAGCUGAAAUACAAUGAUUACCAUCGCUGCUUGUACAUGCAACUCCAGCAUGUAGAGAUGGAGCUGGAAUUACUGGGCCCCCAUAAAUUUCAGAUGCCUCAGAGUUACACACAAGCUGUUUGUCAGGUUCAGCAUAUGAAGAACCUCCUGGAGAACCAAAUCUGCUCAUCAGCAUCCAUCAGUGAGGGGUGGUCUCAUAGUCCGAAUUUGUCCAAUGAUGACAAGAAAAGUUCUUCUCCCAGAGGGCUGCCCUGGUGGUUUGUGUUCAUUGCUUGGUUCCUUGUGGCAGCCACCAGCAGUGUGUCAGGGUUCUUCACCAUGCUCUACGGACUCCAUUAUGGCAAGGAGAACUCCAUCAAGUGGCUCAUCUCCAUGGUCAUCUCCUUCUUGGAAAGUCUCUUCAUCACACAACCCUUAAAGGUGCUGGGAUUUGCUGCUUUUUUUGCUCUGGUUCUGAAGAAGGUGGAACAUGAGGAUGAAGAAAACACAGCUAUUGACGGGCCUUUAUCUGCAGCAGGUAACUGCCUGCAAAGUGAUUCACACCCUCUCUUCGGGGUCCGAAGGGACAGUAGAAGCAAUAUUUACCGGCCACCUCCUGCUGCUGAUGUGGAGAAAAUGAAAAUCAGCUACAUGAAGGAGCAGAAAGCAUUUGCCCUCAUUAGAGAAAUCCUGGCCUAUCUGGGGUUUUUAUGGAUGCUGUUACUGGUUGCCUAUGGGCAGAGGGAUCCCAAUUCCUACUAUUUAAACAAACACAUUGAGGACAGCUUUACAGAUGGAUUCCACGAUGUCUACAGUUACCAGGAUUUUUUCACAUGGGCGAACACUACUUUACUCAAAAAUCUUUAUGGAUCUUAUAAAGGAUUCAUUACAGAUGGCAAUUCCAAGCUGGUGGGAAGUGCUCGAAUUCGCCAAGUAAGAGUGAAAGGAGACACCUGCCCUAUUUCUCCCAGACUCCACCACAUAGUUGAGGAGUGCCACGCUCCAUACUCCCUACAAACAGAAGAUACCUCAGUUUAUGGGGAGCACUGGAAUACCUCAGCCCUUGAUAACUCCUCUGACUUGAGCUCAGCAUGGCAGUAUCAGAGUCAGUCCAAACUGAGAGGACACCCCAGCUGGGGUAAACUUGCCAUCUACAGCGGAGGGGGAUAUGUGGUUCACCUGGGAACUGACCCUAAAAAUGCCUCCAGAAUUCUCCAGUACCUUUUCAACAAUGUCUGGCUUGACACCUUCACAAGAGCAGUGUUUGUUGAAUUCACAGUCUACAAUGCCAAUGUGAACCUGUUCUGCAUUAUAAGCCUGAUGUUUGAAAGCAAUGCUUUAGGAGCCUUCUUCACAAGUGCAGAGCUGCAAAGUGUCCGGCUCUACCCCUACACCAACAGCCUGCACAUCUUUGUGGUUGCAGCAGAAGUCAUUUAUUUCCUCUUCAUUGUGUACUACAUGAUAGUACAGGGAAAGCUGCUGAAGAGUCUGAGAUGGAGGUACUUCCAUAGCAAGUGGAAUCUCCUGGAGAUGGCCAUUAUAUUGAUUAGCUGGAGUGCUCUGUCAGUGUUUGUGAAACGGACGGUCCUUGGGACACGGGACAUCAGCUACUACCAGGAACAUAAGGAGAACUCCAUAAGCUUCAGUGAAACAGCAAGAGCUGAUGCAGUUCUUGGCUACCUGAUUGCAUUCCUGGUGCUUCUCUCCACAGUGAAACUGUGGCAUUUGUUGAGGCUCAACCCUAAACUGAACAUGAUCACUUCAACACUAAGGAGGGCAUGGGGUGAUAUCUCUGGAUUCAUCAUUGUUAUUGCAAUCAUGUUUCUCGCCUAUUCCAUUGCUGCAAACCUGAUAUUUGGCUGGAAGCUCUACUCUUACAAAACUCUCCUUGAUUCGGCAGAGACCAUGGUCAGUCUUCAGCUGGGAAUCUUCAACUAUGAGGAGGUCUUGGACUACAAUCCAAUUUUAGGCUCCUUCUUAAUUGGAUCCUGCAUAAUUUUUAUGACAUUUGUGGUACUGAAUCUGUUCAUUUCGGUGAUUCUGGUUGCUUUUAGUGAGGAGCAGAAGCAUUACCAGGCUUCAGAAGAAGAGGAGAUUGUUGAUCUAAUGCUAAUGAAACUCUUCAGUUUCUUUGGGAUAAAAUGCAAGAAGGAAGAGAAGCCAGUUGCUGGUGAACAGCUGGAACAACCUGCCAGCGAGUGAAUGAAGGCCACCUAGAAAAGUCACUUCGCUUCUGGGCAAAGCAUUUACUUGUAUGCUAUCAGCUGCAGUGGUUAGAGUUAGGUUAGGCUAUAGGCUUAGGUUAUUACAGCUUCUGAUUAAAAUGGGUUUACUCAAGGGAAUGGCUGGAGCUGUGCCGGGGAGGUUUGUGUUGGGUAUUAGAAAAGGGUUCUUCACCCAGAGGGUGUUCGGGCACUGAACAGGCUCCGCAGGGAUGGGCACGGCCCCAAGCCCAAGAGAGCAUCUGUACAAUCCUCUCAGGCACGUGUGGGAUUGUUGGGGUGUCUCUGCAGGGCCAGGAGUCUGACUUCGAUUCUCGUGGGUCCCUUCCCAUGAUUCUGGGAAUACGACGCGGUGUUCACCCCUAAAGUGCUGCCGGCACGUUGUUGUGGAGUAACAGCUAAGAAAUAGCGGUAAUCCUAAGGCAAAACGUCCCACGUGCACUUGCUGUAGUCUU